Messenger RNA from Lycium barbarum (goji berry), 2476 nucleotides. RefSeq names its product membrane protein of ER body-like protein. Lineage: Eukaryota; Viridiplantae; Streptophyta; Magnoliopsida; Solanales; Solanaceae. Bases 83 to 2197 code for a protein of 704 amino acids. The transcript is spliced from 9 exons. The record is from RefSeq and is a predicted model, not a curated record.
UAGAGUUGUGGCGUGCUACUGACGUACCAUUUCACAAGUCUUAGUGCCAUUAUAUACAAAUUAAUAAUUCCAAUUUGGCAUUAUGGCUAUGGAGGUGGCCCAACACAGCUGGAAGGAGGUGGUGCCGGAGACGGUGGUAGAGGCGGAGGAGACACUCAUUGGACGUCGAGCUCGACGCACUGCCAACGGUGAUGGUGGUGCUGUUAAUGGAGAUGAUUUGUCAAGCAGUGAUGAGGAAGAGGCCAAAAAGGACAAAAAUGGAGUGUCCAUUGCAGGAAUUGAGGACUUGGCUGCCGAGAUAAAGACUGUAGACUUUCAGAAGCGUUAUGUUGUUGUCAAAGGCAAUCAUGAGACGGGAAAUACUGAGGGAGAAAUUCUUUCUGGUGUAUGUCUUCCACCUUCAGUAGGAGAUAAUUCACAUGAUGAGACGGGAAAUAUUAAGGGGGAAAUUCUGUCUGGUGUAUGUCUUCCACCAUCUGGGAAGUCACUAGGACAGGAUGAGACGGGAAAUAUUAAGGGAGGUUUUGUUUCUGGUGUAUGUCUUCCAGCUUCACGAGGACAUGAUUCACAGGAUGAGACUGGAAAUAGUAAGGGAGUUUUUACUUCUGGUGUAUGUUUUCCACCUUCACUAGGACAAGAUUCACAGGAUGAAAGGGGAAUUACUAAGGGACAUUUUACUUCUGGUGUAUGCCUUCCACCUUCACUAGGACAAGAUUCACAGUCAAGUGCUUCAGUAACAAAAGGAGGUGAAAAUGAAAGAAUCAUUGAAAAGGUUGAGGAGGAAACCGUCGAGUUGGAGUUCUUUGACACGGCAGCAAUUGAUAAGCUACACACACAUGAUGCAUAUUGUCCUAACUGCAGUUCUCGUAUAACCAAGGUUGUCCUCCGAAGGGUAAGGCGGGAAAGGAUUGAAAUAUUACCUGGUGAUCGUGGUGAUUGUCUAGUUGGAUGCUUGUCAUGCUUCAGUGUUUUCAAAAUUAUAGGAAAGAAGCUCAAUCCAUUCCCCAUUUUUGGAGGUGGAGACACAAACUCUGUGCCUUCUAGGUCUGUAACUGAACGAGGAAAACCAGUGGCAAAUGAAGAAGGAUGCUUUGAUCUGCAUUGGUUUUUUCGCAAGAGAAGGGAGCAGGACAAUGCUUCUCAACAGAAAGUAGCAGAUGGAAAAAAGACUGAGCCAGGGAAAAAUCUUAACCAAGCAAACAAUAGUGCUGAUUUGGGUUCAUCUCAUAAUCCAUUUGAAACACCACCUGGGAAGAACAGUCAUCCUUUUCCAAACGAAAGACUGCCAUCAGCUAAUAAUGAUGCAGCUGACCAUAUAUCCCCGAGUAGUAAGAAACCCUUAGGAACUCCUCCAGCAAAAGGACCCAAACAUUCAGGGGGUCUUUUUGAUCUUGGAGAGGAAGGUGGCUUCAUUCCAGGGGCAACGCCUUCCACGACACCAAGUGAAAUUAAUGAGAAUACAGGAGAUGAUUGCCGAAUUCCUAUAGAUGGAGAAGCUUCAUCAUCAACAGUGGAUCGCAGCAGUACAAGAAGACCAGUGAUUUCGGUUGAAGUCAAUCAGUCCAAAUCACUGGAGAUUGUAAAAAGCAUAGUAUAUGGAGGUUUGAUAGAGUCAAUUACAAGCUUGGGAGUGGUUUCUUCAGCAGCAGCUGCUGAUGCUGACACAGUGAAUAUUGUAACUAUUGGAGUGGCAAAUCUGAUAGGUGGAUUGUUUGUCAUUUGUCAAAAUCUCGUGGACUUGAAAUACAAUGUCGGAGGAGGUUCCAAUCUUAGUGACCAGGCAGAUCGAUACAGAGAGUUACUUGGCCAAAGAAAGCAUUUCCUACUUCAUGCUACUUUUGCCUUGUUUUCAUAUUUUUUCUUUGGCCUUGUCCCACCAGUAGUAUAUGGCUUCGCGUUCCGUAAGAGUGCCGACAGAGACUACAAGCUUAUAGCAGUCGCAGCGGCUUCUCUUCUGUGUGUCAUCGUACUUGCUAUUGCAAAGGCUUAUACACGAGGAGCAAAUAAGUUCGGUAAAUACUUCAGGACUAUUGUGUCCUAUGUCAUAGCUGCAGGUACGGCCUCAGGUGUUGCUUAUGCAGCAGGUCAUUUAUUUAAGAGGCUCAUGGAUGACUUGGGCUGGUUUGACACAAAGCCUGCACCCUCUUUUUUUUCCCCUGAGAUGAUUCCACAAAAUAAAGCCUGGGCAUCCUAUUGAAAUCUUCUUUGUGAUAGUUUUACUCUUCGUUCUUUGUGAGCUUUCAGAACCUCUGAGAAUUUGGUUGUUUCCUUGGGAAUUUUGAUUAAGCUAAAUGAGUGUUUGUAUUGGUUUUCCUAUGUGAAACAUGGUGUGUCUUAGAUACACUAUGGAAAGGUUUGCGUGUGUAAAUGUGUUCCUGUAGUCAAGGGGUGUUCACAGGCAUUUGGUCUCAAGGUCCAGGUGUGUUUUGUGUAUUUUCCCUUUAAACUUCUAUGUAUUCUCCAGUUCAUGUUUUGU